UAUGCUUGCUCCAAGAUAUCCAACAACGGCUUCCUCAGUGAGUUUGACACAGACGGAGAGCGUGCGUUCAUCAUCAAGCAGAUUGAGCCUUAUGUGUUCGCAACUGAACGGAUCCACAUCGGGGGAGAAAAUCUGAACACUGGGGGCGGCUAUAGUACCGGAAGUAACAGCAGCAGCAGCAGCAGCAGCAGCGGAAAUGAUCCUCCUACGUAUUACCCUCCAGAGACGAGAGAGUGCAACGCGCUGGUCAAACGCUCCCCUAGCCGCUUUGACGUAGUGGUGGUCAGCUGUACACGACUCGUGGCCAGGUUCUUGUGCGAGAUUGACGACUCUGUAUAAGAGAAGAGGGACGACACAGGCGCUUGUCUUCUUCUCUGUCGUCUGAUGAAACAACAACAUAUUAAACUGUUGUGUAGUGUAAGGGAUGGGGAGCUUCUUGUUGAAGUAAUAAUGCGGGUUUACUUUUAUUAAUGCAUCGAAAAAUAAAACGUUUGGAUUCAAAUGCAGAUAA
Messenger RNA from Aplysia californica (California sea hare), 511 nucleotides. RefSeq lists its product as uncharacterized. NCBI's taxonomy places the organism in Eukaryota, Metazoa, Mollusca, Gastropoda, Aplysiida, Aplysiidae. The record is from RefSeq and is a predicted model, not a curated record.